UUGUGCAUUCAUAAGAAUAAGGACAAGUGCUUAAAAGAUUCUGACAUCUUGAUGUCUGCAGUGGCAUGUGAUUACAACACACUGCCAGUGAUAUCAAGCCUGUUGUUCAGUCGGGCACGAACAAUAGAACACAGACAUUAUGGACAAAUAACAGAUUGAUAAACUAAUACAUUUAGAUGAAAUACUUAAAAACAGAGCAUCACUGUUAAUAGGCGUAUUUUCAGAGAGGAGGGAGAGAGAGAAAAUAGUUCACAUUUUAAAAUAGUGGUUGAUUGCACUUCAGGAAAACUAAAGAUUGCAACAACUUAUAGCCUGCGAUGCUGGAUCUAACGUUUAACUAGCGCUACACUUAUUUUGCGCAUAUAACACGUAUUUUGAUUGGAUGAGUGCCAAUGUCUGAAUCGCAACAAAAUGCAUGUAUAUCAUUGAUUGGUUGCAUUUGAAGGGCACGAAAGACGAAAUAAUAAUAAUGUUGCAUUAUCGAACGUUACAUUGUGUGUCAUGGAUACUUUUCGCUCCAAAUCUCCCGACCACUAUGUCGAUCGGAGACAGCAAGGCCAAGAGAUUCGAGACUAAGACCAAAGACCGUCGAGACUGUGACAAGACCAAGACCACGUACAAGUGGUCUCAAGACCGGUCUCAAGACAUCCAACUCUAGGAUUAACAAAUGGGUUUGAGUAAGUGGAAGGGAAGACGCUGUGAUCUUUAAGUAAAAACAGCAUUGUUACAUGGAAUUAGUUGCUGCGGAGAUGGUGUUAUCAACUUACCUGGCUUUAGGGAUUACACUAGGUUGGAAAUGUAGGUGGUCUUCCAAGGAAGCAUCUUCCUUUCCACUUACUCAAAUCCAUUUGGUAAUCCCUAAAACACUGAAGAACCUCAACAGGACCAACAACCAAUCAGGUAUUCCAGUGGAACCACAGCCAAGCUAGAUACAAAAGACACAAAAAAAUAUUCACUUAGACUAACACACUCAAGAUAAAACAUACUCAACAUACACAAAACAGCUUUUGAGGCUCCAUAAACAACAAGGCAAUGCAAAGAGGAAAGGCAGGAGAAAGUAGAUGUCUGGAUUGCUAAAGAACCUCUUUUGUAGAAUUGAUCUAAAGCCUGCCUUUUUUCUACAUUGAUCUCCUACGUACACUUACAGCUAAUUAAUCACAUGUAUGAAUUCAAUUGCAUUUUUAAAUUUGUACAUCACCACCCAUAACAAAAUUUAAUCAAGAGUACACAGGCAAAUUUUAUUACUAAUAAAUGCCUGUUCCAUCAAUCUGACCAGGGUAACUGGUUGGAAGUUGGAAUGUAUUGCUACAGUAUAUUGUCUUUUAUAAAGUAUAUGUUGUGAUUUUGGUUCAUAACAGAUUAUUUUUAGGACAGUAGUUCUAACAGUGGGUAUACUGUUGUUUCAUAACUCAAAGGUUGGGGGACUGAAUGCCAGUCCUGUUCUCUGUGGCGACAGUAGGCUUUCAUGUUUGUGCAGGUCUCUGUAUCUGUAAUAGUGUAUGGUUGUGUGUCCCACAAACUGCCUGACAUCCCAUAUACUGUGUCCACAAGCUUCUACCCUGUGCUUCCUAAGAUUAACUACAAGCUCACUGCUAAUCUGUACCGAAUGAGUGGUUAUCAAAGAUAGAUGGAUGGAUGCUCUGCUUGCCAAACGAUGAUUCAUUCUUGCUCUGCAUUUCAGAUCCGGUCCCAUGCUCAUUUCCAAGAUCUCUGUGAACAAGACAGACCGGACACAGGCGGAGCCUCAACUAAUCGUAUGUGUUGCCCAAGCUGGUCUUUGGGCAAUUACCUGGCCGUGCUGAACAACGCUACCUCCUGCCUCAGCCUGACUGCUCUCCAGGUAUCCAAAAGCCUGACUCUACUUCGACAGUGUGCCCCCUACUACCACGACAGGAGCCUGGCACCAUCCUGCACCGAGAGGAGCAAGAUGGGUCACUGUGCAUCAGUGCCAUCUCAGUGCAAGCACUCCAGCGCAGUCUACCAGAUCUUGCAUUACCUGGUUGACAAGGACUUCCUUGGACCUCAGACCACAGGUUAUCAAGUCCCCUCACUGAAAUACAGCCUUCUGUUUCUGCCUGUAGAGAAAGGAGAUCCAAUGCUGAAGAUAUACUUGGACAAUUUGGAGGGCCGUGAUCUUACAUACAGCAACACCACAAUCACAGGCAUGGAUCUGGGCAUCAAAGAACAGCUUUUCAAAUACUAUUUGGCUCGCGACUCAGUCUAUCCCGUGCUGGCUGUAGUGAUGCUUUUAUUGACGAUGGCUCUCUAUCUGCGGUCAUUCUUCCUCUCGGCGAUGUCCUUGGCGGCGAUCAUGGUGUCGCUCUUUACUUCCUAUUUUUUCUAUAAAGUCGCUUUCCGGCUCACGUUCUUCCCUUUUCUUAACAUUGCUGCGGUUCUGGUCUUGCUGGGGAGUUAUUCCAAUCAGGCAUUUACGUUCAUAGACCUCUGGCGUCUCCAGCUAUCCCAGAAGCCUCCUGCGUCGCUAGAAAAAAGGGUCACACGGGUUCUUCAAGAGGGGGGAUACUUGAUAUUGGCAUCGGGGCUGACGGCCAGUGCCACAUUCUACUCAGGAUACAUGAGCAGCAUCACUACCAUCAGGUGUUUUGCAGUCUAUCUUGGCACUGCCUCUCUAAUCAGCACUCUUUUCUCUCUGGUAUGGUUGCCCUGUUCCCUUAUCCUGCGUGAGCGUUACUCUGCAACAGUUGCGCUGCCCGGGAAGCCCUGCUGUUCUUUGGGCCCCAGAGGAUUCUGGGACACAAGCUCGAGGAAGCGAUGCUUAUUCACAAUGGUUCGGAAACUAAGGGGACUGAAACGGGGACUGUCUGACACCUCGGAUUUGCUCUUCUUAAAAAUCCUGCCGUGUGGCGUGGUUAAAUUUCGAUAUAUCUGGGUUUGUUGGUUUGCUGUAUUAGCAGCGGGUGGAACUUACAUAACAUUUGUGGACCCAGGAAUGAAACUCCCUUUUUCAGACAGUAAGGUGGCUCAGCUCUUUCGUUCCAGCCAUCCUUUUGAAAGGUACGAUUUGGAAUACCGUCACCAAUUCAUGUUUGAGCGGCUAAAGAGUGGGGAGGACAAACCUAUGACAAUCACUCUCGUUUGGGGCAUCCAUCCAGUAGACAAUGGAGAUCACCUGAACCCCAGAAGCAAUGGUACCUUAACAACGGACCCAGGCUUUAACAUGAGCAGCCCAGAAGCUCAAGUGUGGCUGCGAGGCCUGUGUGGAAGAAUCGGAAACCAGAGUUUCUAUUUGCCUUCCUCAUCCCCUGAGGGGGAAUUCAAAUGGGACAAUAUCUGUUUUGUUGAACAGCUACUACACUGGGUGUCUAUUAGACGCUGUUCUGAGAAUGAGGAUGCUUUUAACUUCUGCUGCAACAAUAUCCCAUUCCCUUACCUCCCCACUGUUUUUGAGCAGUGUCUGGCCAUGAUGGCUGCUGAGAGACACGCAGAAGGGUACUUGCCUGACACAGCGGGACCUCGUUUUGACCCAGAUGGCCGUCCAGUAGCUUUAGUUAUAGAGUUUAAGACGACCCAACUCUACAGUUUCAAUUUCAGUCAAACUGCACAUUUUUACAAGGAGAUUGAGACAUGGUUCACUAAAGAAAUAUCUAGUGCGCCAACUGGACUUCGGAAUGGUUGGUUUGUAAGCCAACUGUCUCUCUACGAUCUCCAGCAAUGUUUAAGCUCGGAAACACUGGUAGUGACAAGCUUCUCAGUAGCCCUUACCUUCGCCAUGCUUCUCUUGACCACCUGGAAUAUUCCGCUGAGUAUUUAUGGAACCGCCACCGUUGGAGGAAGUGUUUUUGUCACGGCUGGCCUCCUGGUCCUACUAGAGUGGCAACUAAGUGGCUUGGAGGCCCUUCUUAUAUCAGCUGCUGCUGGGCUUUCUGUUGAUUUUGCUGCUAACUAUUGCAUUUCCUAUAGCUUGGCACCACACUCGGAUCGGCUUGGAAGGGUAGCGCACUCCUUAAAGAGAAUGGGCUGUCCGGUUGCCACAGGAGCCGGUGCCUACUUCUGCAUGGGUGUCAUAAUGCUGCCUGCAACGGCACUGCUGUUUCGCAAGCUGGGCAUCUUCCUACUCUUAGUGAAGUGUGUGGCUUGUGGAUUUGCCACUUUCUUCUUCCAGUCACUCUGUUGCUUUUUCGGACCACAAAAGAACUGUGGGCAAAUAUUUUUGCCAUGUACAGGAACGAAUAUGCAGUACAAGGAAAAGGGUACUGAAAACAUGCUGUCUCCUGGCUCUGCCUUAGAGCCGGCCUCCUCAAAUGCAGCAGCUAAUGGGUCUUUUGGCUGUGGGGGGCAUUCCAGAAUGCAAAGGGAAUUCGAAAAAGGAAGUGACGGUGGACAUCUCUGUCCGGGGCAGCAUCGACAGCGACAGAGACACAGAAGCGAAGGGAGGAAGCCAGAACAGUAUGAGCUUCAGCCUCUGGCCUGUCAGAUGAGCGACAGCUUUGAGAACAGCACAUGCACCAGCAAACUGUCCAACAGACCCUCUGUCCUCUCGGAUGACAUUCAGUUCCGUAGCCUGAGCCCAAGGGGAGAUAUAGAAGCGCUGAGCAUUGAGGGAGACAGCGAGGACUUAUCUUGUCAGCACUUUGAAGUCUGUAACCCACCUCCUGCCCUACAGACCUCCUCUCCAUACAAGGAGAACACCCUCCGACCAGUGGUAGCAUCACCAACUAAUUUGACCCAGGAACGACUCUUAUGCAGGCAGUGCCGGAGUCAGUCUGGCAGCCGUAAACACUGGAAUGUCUCAACAUCCUCCUCCUCAAGCAUGGAGGAUAUCGUCAGCAGUCAGCCUCCAGACCACCAACAAUCAAUACCCACAGAGAGGACCACCCGAAGUCCUUUCAAGGACCACCCCCAUCGACGGCUCCUCUCAUCCCAGAGUUCUUUUGAUGGACUGGAGGACUCCAACGAGACUUGCCUGAGUGAUAUUGAACCAGGGCCCUCAGUCCCACAGACUUUAGAAGAAACUGUAAGAGAGCUGAAACCAGGUCACUUAAAUGGCAAGAGGGACACUUUGCGUCUGUCGCUGAAGGAGACUGUUUACGAGACUUCUUCCUUGGGGAGAGGUAGAACAAGCCAGGGAGACUUACCAGUCAUCUUACCCAAUAGCAAACCAGAUUUACCAGAUGUAUGGAUAAAAAGGGAAGGGAGAAGUGGGGAAGGUAGUUGCUGAAGUCUUGCCACGAUGUGUUAAUGCACACUAAUUGCCAGUCAAAUCACUCAAAAUAAUUCAUUGUAAUAGAUCCUGAUCCAAAAUGAGGACCCAUUAGUCAAUCUAAAAUUUUAGCCUACUACUUUUAUGGGAAGGAUUAACUUUUGUUGGUCAUUCAAUUGAAAUUUUCCAGCACGACACUUGUUCAGCGUCAAGUGAUCUAUUUCGUGUGAAAGUGUAUCGGUUCAAGCUUGGUGACAAUCUGCCAGACUAUUGUAUGAAUGACUUCUUGAUGUCAAAUACAUUGUUGUCUCCAGUGUAUUAUUGCCUAAAACAUCUCAAGACCAGGGAAGAACAGGAAAGCCAAACAUUGGAUGUGAAGAGGACUUGCUUUUCCUUUUUUUUUUAUAAAGGUUGAACAUGACAGCCGUUAAUUAUCAAAGUACUGGAAGGCAGUAGCCUGCAUUUUUGAUGGAAGACGUGGUUCAGUAUCCACAAUAAACAUACCAAGAAUUAGAGGAAGAUCAAGAAACUUAAGUGCAUUAUUUAUUACCAGGGGGCAAAUCUUGAUCCUAAAUGGCAAGUUUAUAUAAUGUCUUCACUUAAGUUCUUUGUACAUAACAAAACUGCUAUCAAGUGCUUGAAGCCUUUUAGAGAUCCAAGGUACCAAGCCCCCAUGUCUGAACUAGUUUGACUGCAGUGUUUUCAAGUCUGUAAAUCAAAAUGGUAAAUCCACCAGUGACAAAAUUUGUAUGAGGAUCAGAUCAGAAUCAGACAGAAGACUUGCCACCUGCUGAAACUAGUGCAAUAUAAAAUCAUGGCUACAUUGGAAGGGUUCAAUAAAAAUGCACCUGUGUAAGCAGCUGUUUAUCACGUGCAGGAAACACAGCAGUAAUGUCGCACAACUACGGCCAUAGAAAAUUUGACAGGCAUUUAUACCGUAGUGAAUUUGUUGUAUAGCUACGUUCAUUUUGUUAAUGUACUAUAAUUAUAUGUAAAUAUGUGUGUAUGUGUAUGUGUGUGCAAAUGUCAAUUUGUAUGCAUGUGCCAAACCAUUUUAGGUCACAACAUUUUAAAUACUUCAAGAAUGAAAACAAAUUGAAUUUUCUCAAGCAUUUAAGUACUGCAGCUGGCACGGUUUGGACAUGUUCUGUAGCUUGUAAGCCUUCUAGAAGGUCCAACUUCAUUUGGAUAACAACUGGGUAGAAAAAGUCUGAUUAUUCUGUCCUGCGUCGUUGUACAGUACCAUGUACUAGUCUAUUCUGUAUGAUAUACAGAUUCAUUUACUCGAGGAGAUAGAUGCAGUUUUAUAACACAAAACAUCCUCUGAAAGGUCAGUGUAACUAAUGAUUAACUACUGCCUGCAUAUGGAUGUUUCAAAACCUAAUGAAUAUCCAGCAAGUUCCAGCAUCAGUCCCUCGCCGCCGUGCACGAACAGAUGCCACAAAAGCCUUGUCUUAACCCUAUUUUCAAUGGGGUUUCCAUGCACUGUAUAUUUAGUCUCUGACAUGCUAAAUAACACUUCCGAGUUCUGCUUAUAUCAGAGAAGCACAUGAAAACGAGGAGACCAAUGGAUCUGCAUGGAUUCACUUAACAUCCAACCGCUUCGUUUUUGCACUUGCAUAAUGGUGCAGCAAUCCAUGGACCCCGAUGACAAUACUAUUUUUACUCCACCGAGAGAAUCACCAAACAUAUUAUUAUCCCAUCGCUCUACAUUUCGGAGCACGAUGCAGGCUGCUCAUCCAGCUGCAGUGAGCUGCUCCGAAUUUCCAUGAAAACGGACGCCCAUUUGGUUCAGGCUCAUGGCACACUUACCGCUGUGUUAACGCCCUUUUAGCAGCACUGCAGGCUUCCUGACACUAAUGACUGGUUGUUUCUGUUCAGUUGAAGCUACAACAGACCACGCUCGGCUUCAGGGUCAGAGAGAGAAUCAUUGCCCCAGAAAUCCAGAACAAUUACACUCAGUAGCCACUUUAUUAGGUACACCUAUUUAGUACCAAGUAGGAGUCACUUUAUUAGGUACACCUAUUUAGUAAUAAAUAGGAGCCACUUUAUUAGGUACACCUAUUUAGUACGAAUAGGAGCCACUUUAUUAGGUACACCUAUUUAGUACCGAAUAGGAGCCACUUUAUUAGGUACACCUAUUUAGUACCGAAUAGGAGCCACUUUAUUAGGUACACCUAUUUAGUACCGAAUAGGGGCCACUUUUUCUUCCUAAACCACUUCAGUGGUGGCUGUACUCAGUGAAGCCACACUGAACACCACUGUACUCUCUUUGUUUUGCAUGUUACCUUUAAUGAGCUCCCUCAUUCACAUGGUGUUUAAGCCUGCAUUGCUUGUAGACACUGUAGUGUGUGAAAAUCCCAGGAGGAUGCUGGAAUCACCACACCCGACACCAAUAAUUACACUACAUUCAGAAACACUUAGGGCACUCAUUUCAGCCACUGUAACCUCCUGACCCAGUCAGCAUGCUGCACGUAUUCAGCUGAAGCAACAUGAUUGGCUGUUUGGAGGAGCAGUCUGUUAGCAUCAGCAAGCAGGUGUACCUAAUCAACUAGCCACUGGGUGUAUUAAACAGAGGCCUUUAAUUGUAAUUAGAACUUGAAUUCACUGAUACCUUUGGAGUGUUUCCACUGUUAUGAGUUAACACUUAUUUUUAGCACCUAUAUAAAAAGAGAAAAAGACACAUACUAGGUGCCUAAGCAUUUUAUGUAUGAUGUUUUUUAAGAGGGAGUUUUUCAACUGAGUUUGUUUUUGAUAUGGUAAUGCUUUGACUGAACUGUCAAAAUAAAUUGCAUUUGUUUUCCUGCA
Molecule: messenger RNA, 7969 nt
Organism: Paramormyrops kingsleyae
Lineage: Eukaryota; Metazoa; Chordata; Actinopteri; Osteoglossiformes; Mormyridae
Source: RefSeq, a predicted model, not a curated record